UACAAAGAAAGCUAAGAAACCCACAAAGUGCAGUCAUGGUUGCCUGGACAGAUGCUGAGCGCAACGCCAUCACCAGCGUCUUCGCGAAACUUAACCCUGAUGUAGUUGGGCCCAACGCUCUGGCCAGAUGCCUUAUUGUGUACCCCUGGACCCAGAGGUACUUCAGUAAAUUUGGGAACUUGUACAGCGCCGAGACCAUCCUUGGAAACCCCAUGGUCGCUGCCCACGGAAAGGUUGUGUUUGGCGGGCUGGAGAUGGCUGUGAAGAACUUGGAUGACAUCAAGAAAACCUUCGCCCCGCUGAGCGAGCUGCAUUCAGAGAAACUGCACGUGGAUCCCGACAACUUCAGGCUGCUGGCUGACUGUAUCACCAUCGUCGUGGCUAGCCAGUUGGGCUCUGCUUUCACUGCUGAAGUGCAGGCAGCGUGGCAGAAGUUCAUGGCUGUUGUCGUGUCCGGUCUCUGCAGGCAGUACCACUAGAGCGAACCUCUACAUGCGAAACACUGAGAAACAGCUUCAGUGUUGCGCUUCAUUGCCAAACAAAUCAAUCCUAAUGAUUUAAUAAAAGAGAA
Paramormyrops kingsleyae is the source of this 571-nucleotide messenger RNA. Its product is annotated as hemoglobin subunit beta-like. The record is from RefSeq and is a predicted model, not a curated record. Lineage: Eukaryota; Metazoa; Chordata; Actinopteri; Osteoglossiformes; Mormyridae. Gene Ontology annotation, molecular function: peroxidase activity; oxygen carrier activity; organic acid binding. Gene Ontology annotation, biological process: oxygen transport; hydrogen peroxide catabolic process. Gene Ontology annotation, cellular component: blood microparticle; haptoglobin-hemoglobin complex; hemoglobin complex.